This is a messenger RNA of Anopheles coustani, 1878 nucleotides long. It is a transcript of the gene Dbct, whose product is annotated as lipoamide acyltransferase component of branched-chain alpha-keto acid dehydrogenase complex, mitochondrial. NCBI's taxonomy places the organism in Eukaryota, Metazoa, Arthropoda, Insecta, Diptera, Culicidae. The record is from RefSeq and is a predicted model, not a curated record. Gene Ontology annotation, cellular component: mitochondrion; cytoplasm. Gene Ontology annotation, molecular function: acetyltransferase activity; lipoic acid binding. The coding region runs from base 178 to 1599 and encodes 473 amino acids. The transcript is spliced from 4 exons.
CAGCCAGCGUGACGAAGGUUCGGCCAGGCAGGUUCGCAGUUCGCCGAUCGCCUGUCGUACAGACCGGUCAGUCCGCAGAGACCGCUCGCAGUUGGCAUAGGCUAGGGUCAGGAAAAGCGCUCAACAUUCGACAACCCGUGUCCGUAAGCAUAAACCGUUUCGUUUGCCUCCGGAACCAUGGCUGGACUCAUCAACCUACGCCGCUACGGGGCUGCCCUCGUGCGGCAGCAUCUGCUCGGAGGCUCCAACCGUCGACAGCCCGUAAUUUAUGCUAAGGGCAGCGCCGCCCAACGAUCGCUGUACACGAGUGCCAUGCUCGAGCGCACCGUGUCCUUCCAUCUGUCCGACAUCGGCGAGGGCAUCCGGGAGGUGACGGUGAAGGAGUGGUACGUGAAGGUGGGCGAUGUCGUCGAGCAGUUCGACAAUCUGUGCGAGGUGCAGAGCGACAAGGCCUCGGUGACCAUCACUAGCCGGUACGAUGGCAAGAUCGUGAAGCUGCACCACGAUGUCGAUGAGAUUGCGCUGGUCGGCAAGCCGCUGCUCGAUUUCGACGUCGCAGACGAAGCGGAGGAUGAAAGUGGCAGCAGUAGCAGCAGUAGCGAUAGCUCAGACGACGAAUCGAAACCGGCAGCGGCGGGUGAGAAAGGUGCCUCCGGGCCGGAACCCUCCGGAAAGGUGCUGGCAACACCGGCUGUGCGCCGGAUCGCCAUGGAAAACAAAGUGGAUCUGGCGAAGGUGACGGCGACGGGACGCAAUGGUCGCGUACUGAAAGGGGAUGUACUCGAAUAUCUGGAGGUUAUUCCGAAGGGCACGGUCAAGCCACAUCCCACGCUUGCGAAGAGCCAACCAGCACCGAAGCCUUCCUCGACGACUCCGGCUCCGAUCGACCUGAAGCAGGCAGAGACCGUUCUUCCAUUGAAGGGUGUAGCAAAGGCGAUGGUUAAAUCAAUGACGGAGGCACUGAAAAUUCCACACUUUGCGUACUGCGACGAGGUGGACGUUAGCAAGCUGGUGGCGGUGCGCGAACAGCUUAAGGAGGAGGCCACCAGCCAAGGUAUCAAGCUAACCUACAUGCCCUUCUUCCUGAAGGCUGCGUCUAACGCGCUGUUAAAAUACCCGAUCCUGAACAGCUCGUUCGACGAAGCGAACGAAAGCGUCAUCCUCAAAGCGUACCACAACAUCAGCGUCGCGAUGCAAACCCCCCAGGGAUUGGUGGUGCCGAACGUGAAGCACAUCGAGCAGAAGUCCAUCCUGCAGAUAGCGACCGAGCUGAACGCGCUCCAGGAGCGCGGUGCCAAGGGUGCCCUAACGCCCAACGAUUUUGCCAACGGCACGUUCGCGCUGUCGAACAUUGGAAUCAUUGGAGGUACCUACACGCACCCGGUGGUGAUGACGCCCCAGGUUGCGAUCGGUGGGCUUGGUCAAACUCGCGUCCUGCCCCGCUUCAACGAGAACGGUCAGGUUGUACCGGCGCACAUCAUGGUCGUCAGCUGGACAGCCGAUCAUCGUGUUAUUGAUGGCGUCACGAUGGCCAGCUUUUCCAACCUGUGGAAGCGCUACUUGGAAAACCCGAACCUGCUGAUGCUGGGUGCGAAGUAGGGUGGAACGGGCACCAGCCUUCACAUACACACGAAAACGUUCGCUACAAAAACUGCAUUCCCCAUUUAACGUGCCGAUAUUGCAUUUACUAGUCUUUAAGAGCAAUACUAUCCCACUGACCGCGUGUUACCCGAUCCCUGGUGCAGGUGCGGGGAACCGUGGAAGGUGUCUAUCGAGCAGAGCUCAAACCGGACGAGAUCGCUAUGCUGUGUUUGUAGAUUAUUUACGGAAGAUAAGGUACCGAAAAUCAUACACUUGCGAUCAUGUCAAUAAACAAUA